AUGACACUUGAUAAUCCACGUUUUCUUUUACCAUGGACAAUAAAUCAAAUGUAUAAAACAAAUAAAAAUAUUGAUAAAAAUAUUUCUGGUAUCACAGUACAUUGGUAUGGUGAUAUAAUUUCAAGUGUCAAUACUUUUGAUGCAAUUCAUGAAAAAUAUCCAAAUAAAUUUCUACUUAUGACUGAAGCCUAUUCUGGCUCUUUUCCUGAACCUACAGGACAUGAAUCAUCAACCAAUGUACUAUAUGCUCUUGCUCACGUCCGUGAAUUUGUACUAGCUGGUUCUGUUAGAAUAAAAAUUGAUGGCUUUAAUUUAUGGGUUCAAUCAACAGCAUUUAAAGCACCUGACGAUAAUAUUGUCAUUUUACUCCACAAUCCCAAUAUGUCUACGAAAUAUUUUUCUGGAAGGCUAACAAUAUUUGCAUUGUUGAUGAUUGUUACAAUAAUUCAAGGUGUACAAUUUGAUUCUAAUCUUUCUUGCCAGAAAUUUAGUACAAAUGGAGUUUGUUGUCCAGGAAGAGAUGAAGAUUGUGUUGUUUAUGCUUCGAAACAAAUGCCUUCUUCAGGUGGUAGAUGUUACUGUGAUGAACAUUGUGUAGAUGAAAUUUAUCCAAAUCAAACUGAUUGUUGCUCUGACUACGAACAAUAUUGUAAAACACCUGUAAAUCUUAAAAUUUCAACAACUAAAUUGCCAGUUCAAAUUAGUAGCCAAAAUUAUUCUUAUGAGCCAAAAGAAUUAAAUGAAUUAAUUAAAAGUGGCUUAAGACAUAACUCACCAUUUUUAUCAUUUAUGAAGCGUAAGCUCCAUGAAAGUUCUACAAAUUUACCAGAAGAAUAUAAAAUUCUAGAAAAAUAUUUACCAGAAAUAUCUGGAAAAUGGGCUGAUGAAUCAUGGGCAGUUACAGCAUCUGAAGUUUUAUCAAAUCAUUUUUCAAUGAAAUACAAUUUAGAUAAACCAAUUGCCAUGAGUACUCAACAAAUUAUUUCUUGCUCCAAAACAAAACAACCAGAUCAAUUUCAAAAACAGCCACAAGAUGCUUGGACCUUUAUCCUAAAAAACAAUAUUGUCAAUGAAAGUUGUUAUCCAUUGACUGGUGACAACAACAAAUGCCAAAUUAAUUUCAAAACAAAUAAUCUUACUCAAUGCCAAAAUUCAAACGUCUAUGAACCAACAGAAUUGUACAAAGCUAGAGAAAUAUAUCGUGUUAUAAAUGCAAGUGAUGUAAUGAACAAUGAAGCUAAUAUUAUGACUGAAAUUUUUAAAUAUGGAUCAGUUCAAGCAACAAUGAAAGUUUAUGAAGAUUUUAUAAAUUAUAAAACUGGAAUUUAUAAACAAUCACCAGAUGCUUUAUUUAUGGGAUAUUCGUCAGUCAUCAUCAUCGGCUGGGGAGAAGAAUUAAACGAAAAAUUCUGGAUUGCUGCUAAUUCUUGGGGCACCAGCUGGGGAGACAAUGGAUAUUUUAAAAUUGCAAAAGGGAUUAAUUCAUGUGCUAUUGAAUAUUACGUUGUUGGUGUUAAAGUUUAA
Messenger RNA from Aphidius gifuensis, 1524 nucleotides. Its product is annotated as tubulointerstitial nephritis antigen-like. Bases 1 to 1524 code for a protein of 507 amino acids. NCBI's taxonomy places the organism in Eukaryota, Metazoa, Arthropoda, Insecta, Hymenoptera, Braconidae. The transcript is spliced from 9 exons. The record is from RefSeq and is a predicted model, not a curated record. Gene Ontology annotation, cellular component: lysosome. Gene Ontology annotation, molecular function: cysteine-type endopeptidase activity.